Armigeres subalbatus is the source of this 528-nucleotide messenger RNA. Its product is annotated as histone H2A. The transcript has a single exon. Lineage: Eukaryota; Metazoa; Arthropoda; Insecta; Diptera; Culicidae. Gene Ontology annotation, cellular component: nucleosome; chromatin. The coding region runs from base 91 to 465 and encodes 124 amino acids. The record is from RefSeq and is a predicted model, not a curated record. Gene Ontology annotation, molecular function: DNA binding; protein heterodimerization activity; structural constituent of chromatin. Gene Ontology annotation, biological process: heterochromatin formation.
CGUCGCUUCGCCCGUUCGGUAUCAGUACAGUUUACGUACGCUUUGAAGUCGUUUUGUCGUUCGCUUUAAACACAACCCUACUACCCAACAAUGUCUGGCCGUGGCAAAGGAGGCAAAGUCAAGGGAAAGGCAAAGUCCCGUUCCAACCGCGCUGGACUGCAGUUCCCGGUCGGUCGUAUUCACCGUCUGCUCAGGAAGGGCAACUAUGCCGAGCGUGUGGGUGCUGGUGCACCAGUCUAUUUGGCCGCCGUGAUGGAAUACCUGGCUGCUGAAGUACUCGAGUUGGCAGGAAACGCCGCUCGUGACAACAAAAAGACCAGAAUCAUUCCCCGCCAUCUGCAGCUGGCCAUCCGCAACGACGAAGAGUUGAACAAACUGCUGUCCGGUGUCACCAUCGCCCAGGGUGGUGUGCUGCCAAACAUCCAGGCUGUUCUGCUGCCCAAGAAGACCGAAAAGAAGGCAUAAGUGGCUUCUCCAGUCGUUGACCACCCGCAUCACACCCAAAAACCGUCCUUUUCAGGGCGACAA